Drosophila obscura is the source of this 668-nucleotide messenger RNA. Its product is annotated as translation machinery-associated protein 7 homolog. The transcript has 2 exons. The coding region runs from base 117 to 311 and encodes 64 amino acids. NCBI's taxonomy places the organism in Eukaryota, Metazoa, Arthropoda, Insecta, Diptera, Drosophilidae. The record is from RefSeq and is a predicted model, not a curated record.
GGAAGUUUUGAGAAUAAAUAUCGGUACUUUUGUGCGAUAGGCGGAACUUAUCUGAGGUAUCGAUAGCGACUGUGACAACCGUGUGGAGAAAACGUGAUAAAGAAUACUCUGAAAUCAUGACUGGACGUGAGGGUGGUAAAAAGAAGCCAUUGAAGGCGCCUAAGAAGGACACCAAGGACAUGGACGAUGAAGAAAUCGCCUUCAAGCAGAAGCAAAAGGAGCAGCAGAAGGCUCUUGACGCGGCCAAGGCGAACGCCUCCAAGAAGGGUCCCCUCGUCGGCGGCGGCAUUAAGAAGUCUGGAAAGAAGUGAUUUCCACUGCCCACCAAAAUGCUGCCAAAAUGUUCAUUUAACACCCAAACUAAAUUCACACACAAAAAUUCACAAUAAGAUGAAGUGGAAGAAAAAGAAGAAGAAGCAUCAGAAUCAGAACGGAACAGAAACACGAACAUUUGCAGCCUCCAGUUUUUGCGUCAGAACCAUGGACCAAGAUUGAUUGAAGCGUGUGUGAAAACUAGAAGCAUCUGUACCCUUUUUUUUAUACUUAUAAAUAUGUACGAUUAAAUAAUGCUAUAUUUAAAUGUAUAAACUAGCACUAUUUCCCUCUGGUCUGUGUGUGCGCUUGUUGCAGCCACAAAGGCAAUCAAAUAAACGGAGAAUUUAGCAAAA